AUGGUGUUUUCAUCAGAUAUAGACAUAACUAUAAUAACACCAUUAAUAAAAUCAAAGUCAUCAUCUUUUUUAGAAAAAAUAGGAAGACAUUCAUCAAUAAACAAUAAACAAGAAAUUAACGAAUUACUUAAAAAGAUAACUAAUAUCAUAACAAAGUAUGAUAUAGCUAAGAAUGGUCAUGUAAUACAUGCAAAGAAUGCAAAAGUACCCAUUUUAAGAAUGGUAGAUAAACGAUUUAACAUCAAAAUAGAUAUUUGUGUGGGACAAGAAGUGGGGAUGAAAGCAGGUGAUUUUAUUAAAAAGAAGUGUAAAGAACAUGAUGGAUUAGAUCACAUGAUUUUAAUAUUUAAAUAUUUUAUGAAAAAAAGAAGGUUAUCAGAUGGAAUGAAUGGAGGAUUGGUAGGUUAUGCACAAUUUAUAUUGUUACUUGAUUUCUUUCAAACACAUCCAAUGAUUCAAACUAACAGAAUUUCAGUUAAAGAAAAUCUAGGAGUGUUAUUUAUGGACUUCUUCCAAUAUUAUUCAAGAUUUCCAUUUGAGGGAGCUAUUAUAGACACAAAUAAAAGAAAGUAUAUUUAUAAUAACACUUCUAAAACUUGUAUAAGAGAUCCAAUAUAUGAAGAUAUAUUAACCAAUACAGCAGGAAGUUGUCAAUCAAUAGGCUUAAUAAAAGAAUGUUUUUAUUUCUCCUAUCGAAUAAUGUGUGGUGCUAUUAAUGAAAAAUCACAAAGUAAAUGUUUAUCAGAUCUUUGGAUUAGACAUGAUCAGUUUGAAAAACACUUAAGAAAUGAAAUGAUAAAAAAAUAUGAAAAACUUUUUGAUAAGAAUUAA
Messenger RNA from Hepatospora eriocheir, 831 nucleotides. The record is from the annotation of a GenBank genome assembly. Lineage: Eukaryota; Fungi; Microsporidia; Hepatosporidae.